ACGAUAGAGAGGAGAGGUAGAGUGAAUGGAACCGGAGGGCAUAAGGAGAGAGAACGGGAGAGUAGAAGGAUAGAGGAAAAACCUCAAAUUGAACCCAGGGAAUGGAAAUCUCUGUGGAAGCCAGUGGAGCGCAUAGCUGAUUGUGACAAGAAAUAUAUGACUCUCCUUCCCCUUUCUCACUGGUCUGACUAAAGCUCUCACUUGGAGAUGACCCGCAUACACGGAGAAGAGAGAGAAUAAGAGGGAGGGGGGACAAAUGAGUCUUUGAAUUUAGAUGUGACCCUGAGAAGGUGGAGAUUGAUUUGCCUAUGCACUUAACGGAACACAAUGACAAGGUGACGCAAACGUACUCUCCUUGACCAUCAAAACAAUCUCUCCAACACUAAAACCCUUCCAUUCGGGAACCCUUAGGCUAUACUGCAGCCGACUGGGACCCGUUUCAAAUUUACAGUACAACAAAAAGACAGGAUGGUUUUGAAGUGUGUCCACAGGCAUCUCUUGCUCUACUUGCUUCCAUAUAUCUGAGUGACAUUUCAGUAAGGGUUCAUUGUGUAUAUCUGAUAUUUUACUGGCAAGGCAAUCAAAGCCAUAAUCUACUUCCAUGUAAUACAAAGCCAUUAAGCUAGUUAUAAUUUCAGCAAAGUGGCAUCAUGAUCAUUACCAUAACCGAUGGACAUAACCGUGGGCUCCUAAAUAUUCAUGCAUUCCAGUCUGGAUCUUAAAGUUAUACAGCUGAGCUGAUGCUAAAAAGGAGGAGGUGGCAGAGGAGAGCUGAGCAGGGAGAACGAGCGAGGAAGAGAGGGAGAGCUGAGCAGGGAGAACGAUCGAGGAAGAGAGGGAGAGCUGAGAGCACGUAACCUGCCUACAAAUGAACACCACUAUCAAAGUCUAGUGGCUUGGUGAGUUUAUUCAUGGCUCUUGUAUCCUCAAGGUUUCCUUUACAGCCAAUACUUAUGUGGAUUUUUUUUUGUUGGGGGGGGUUGUCUAUUCCUGAUAAUGAUUCCGCGUCAAGCAGUAUUCCACUUCUGAGCGACUUCGACAGCUCAGAGCACGGCCAAUAAGCCCGCACAGCUCCUUCGUGACUCACUGGAUCUUCGGCUGCCAGACCCGAGGUGUCAAAUUCAGGACGGACAUACUGAGAGAUGGAGAAUUCUGCAGCCGCGGUGACCGUGGAAUAAUUCAGCAAAAUGACAAGCUUAUUUGACCGACUCAGAAGAAAGAAAAGAGUCUUGACUGCUUAAAUGUGAACUUAAUUUGGACAAACUCAAAGAUCGACAGAGGGCAAUUACUUUUCCUGUUUAACAGGAUAAGACCAUCAUAGCAGAGGGAGCCUUUUCAAAUAUUUUUGGACAUAUAACAAACAAAGCAAUCGAUGUAAGGAGUCAGUUUGGACCUUCAUGUUCAUUCAGGGACCAUUGAACUUCUACUAAUAGACGAAGUGGAUCUCAAUCAAGCCAGGUGGAGAGGCAAAGCAAGAACGCAUGCUUUGGGCAUGGUGCCUACGCCCCAGGUGUGCGUAUCAACCCUGGUCACAGUGAGCACAAUGGCAGUGGUCGACCUCUACCUGCUGGAGCAGAGCAUGCUGGGAGCCCGCGGCAAGGCAGGGCCCAGCGUGUGGCCCUGCGCCGCCGUGCUGCUAGGUGACCUGGGCUUCCUGCUGGCGCUGCGGUUCGUGUCGGCGGGCGUGGUGUCAGAGGCGCUCUCCCCACGCCGCGGCUUCGCCAACGCCCUCUGGUUCCUCUUCCUGUCCCUGCUCCAGCUCAAACUCUUCUUCGUCUGCCAGAACUACCGGACGGAACAUCGGCCACCUGACCCCUUGGCCAGGAAGACACUCACCCUGCUGCUGUCUAUCUGCCUUCCCUCCCUGUUCCUCAUCCUGACUGGGGCUGACAACAUGACGCCAAUGCGAAGGAAGCAGGAGGUGCGAGGGAGGCUGCUCUGGGUGGUGGUGGACCUGCUGGACGUUCUGGACCUGCAGGCCGGGCUGUGGGAAGCCCACGCAGGGGCCACUGACCUGAGGGUGCCCCUGUGGGCCGAAGGCCUGGUGUUCUUCUACUGCUACGCCCUGCUGCUGCUGCUGCCCUGUGUGGCCCUCACAGAGCUGGGGGCCGCCGCCAUGCCGGCACAGAGGGGGGCACGUAAGGAGCCCCUGUACCCCUGGCUCAGCCUGGUCACCAUCAACGUGUUCACACUGGCCCUCAGGGGAACGGGCAUGCUGUGGUACCGGGACCCCCGGGUCUCGACAGUGUUCCUGGGGAAGAACCUGCUGGCCCUGGCUGUGAAGCUGAGCUCAGCCUGGGAGAGGCACAAGCAGGGUGGGGACAGAGGGAUGGGGGCUGGGGACGGAGCAGAGGCAGGGGGGGAAUCCACCCUGGCAACACAAAGCUCAGAGCAGACGGAGGACCAAGCCACAGGCAAAACCACCCCUGGGCCACCCUCCCGCUACCACAUACCGUCCCACUCCCACAGCCACGGUUACUCCCUGUCCCACGUCAGUCUGGAUCCCACAGAGACCUCCAUGGGCCCCUCCAUCGCCCAUGAACUCUAGAAACUGGUCAGAGAGAAAGACAGCUCGGCAUCAGCCGUCAAGCUCAUCAGAGCUCCCAGGUCAGGGAAGCAUUUAGCACUGAAGAGAAGACGGUUGGCCUCACACUGAGACCACAGGCAAACAACCCAGGCAAUCACAGCAGUAACUCAUCCAAUUAGCUCACUUUGGUUAAAGGGAUGAUUUAUCCAUCCCCUGGGUCCCAGACGCUUGUAGUAUUUGAGAGAGGGCUGGGGCGGCGUGAGAAAUGUAAAUCGAAGAACUGCAUUGUUUUCCAAGGAGCUACAAUUAGUACUGGUUCCACACAGACAUCGGUGUCAUAUGGGACAUAAUCCCGUGGUGUUUGUCAGUGUGUUUCCUGUGAAAGCUCUUCCACCGCUGUUGUCAGCGACACCUCCAGGACAGCUUACAAACUGAAAUAAAGUUUUUCAUUCUCCCAGGCUCCGACACUUUAUUGGCCAUGUGUAGGAGGGUAUUGGCAGCCUGUCACCACAAAUGGAGAAAACAGGAUCAUAGGUCGAUCAAUCACAGCUAGGGGACAUACUAGCUGUCCAACUCUCUGCACAUCUGAGGCAGGCAGUGCAGCAGCGUAAUGUGCUAUGAGGACAGAGUGACAGAGAGGAAAAGCUAUCAUAUAAUCACAACUUAACCAGUAGCACCAGCCCUGGUAGGCAUGUAGUGAUCCUUCAUCCAGCCAUUUGUCUGCUGGUCUGACUUGAAUGUUUCAACAGGGGAGCCUGCAGAUGGGCUAUAGGGUGUGUGUGAGAGGAAGUGCUGUUCUGAGGAUAGGCAAGGGUCUAUUCAAAUCUCCAUCAGCGGUUCCUAAUGCACUCUGCACCCAGUCUGCCUCCGCUCUAACCAUUAAUGCUAUUAUUAAUUGAAAUUGGGGCCCAUUUGUCUAAAUGCUAAUAGCUUAGAUAGCUUUAUACUUGGUUUACAGGGCAUAUUUACAGAAUGCGCUAACACACCAGGGUUGGGCUCAAUUCAGAAUUGAAAAUGCCUCAAAUUCCAAUUAAAUUCUUGAAUUAGAGUUAAA
Molecule: messenger RNA, 3581 nt
Organism: Oncorhynchus keta (chum salmon)
Lineage: Eukaryota; Metazoa; Chordata; Actinopteri; Salmoniformes; Salmonidae
Product: transmembrane protein 121-like
Exons: 2
Coding region: 1493-2548 (351 amino acids)
Source: RefSeq, a predicted model, not a curated record